Molecule: messenger RNA, 2751 nt
Organism: Triplophysa dalaica
Lineage: Eukaryota; Metazoa; Chordata; Actinopteri; Cypriniformes; Nemacheilidae
Exons: 2
Coding region: 87-1502 (471 amino acids)
Molecular function (GO): catalytic activity
Source: RefSeq, a predicted model, not a curated record
GUCUGUGUGUAGGACUUAUAUGUAUGAAGCCUACUAGAUGAUGAUAAAAUAACUUUGGUUUAAGACAUUCAAUUAGAUUACAAUAUAUGACUUAUUUACCUUCAACUAAGAUGACUAGUAUAAAUAAACUACCUAAAGGUUUAAUCCUUGCACAUAUUAAUAUAUGUAGUCUAAGGAACAAGAUUCAAGACCUGUCUUUAUUUUUACAUGUAAACAAAAUAGACAUACUUAUGAUUUCUGAAACUCAUCUGGAUCACUUCAUAGACAAUUCAGAGGUCGAUAUAGGAGGGUUUUCAAUUUAUAGAAAAGAUCGAAACCGGUUUGGAGGUGGUGUGGCCAUUUAUAUACGGGAUAAUUUUCCUGUUAAACUAAGAUAUGACUUGAUGUGUGAUGAUGUUGAAGUGUUAUGGUUACAGGUACAACUUCCACAUUUAAAACCGAUUAUUCUUGGUUGUUGUUAUAGGCCACCUAGUGCCAGGAUAGAGUAUGUAAAUGGUUUAUGUAACAUGCUAGACAAGGUGACUGAGGAAAACAGAGAACUAUACUGGCUGGGAGAUCUAAAUAUUGAUUGGCUGUCGGAUAUUUGUCCUCUGAAGAAUAAGCUUAAAACUAUGACAGACACCUGUGGUUUAUCUCAAUUAAUGGAUCAGCCAACAAGAAUUUCUAGUAACAAUACAAGAUCUUUAACAUCGAAAUGUAUUGAUCAUAUUUAUACUAACAAUCCUGAUGUGUGUUCGACACCUGUUUCUGUAACAGUUGGAUUUAGUGAUCACAACUGUAUUGCGGUCUCUAGGAGAACUAAGCUACCUAAAGCCUGUCCUAAAAUUAUUAUGAAAAGAUCUUAUAGGGCAUUUAAUGAGGAGAGUUUUCUAAAUGAAUUGGAUAAUAUUAAAUGGAAUUUGAUAUGUGACAUUGAUGAUGUAGAUGCAUCUCUUAAUUUAUUUAUGGAUUGUUUUAUGAGAGUUGUUAACAAUCAUGCCCCAUUAAAGAAAUUUACAGUUAAAGCCAAAAGGGCUCCUUGGGUUGACACGGAGUUAAGGAGCUUAAUGGCUCAAAGGGAAGAGGCUAAAAAGGUUGCGGUUCUUUCUGACUCGUUUAAAGACAGAAAAUGUUAUUGUAUUUUAAGGAAUCAGGUAACCAAGGUGAACAGAGUGAAAAAGAAAAAAUAUUUUCAGAAGAGAAUUGACGAUAGUGGUACAGAUUGUAAGAGAAUGUGGAAUGUACUCAAUGAUAUCAUGGGAAAAAAAUCUACUCGUACUUCUUUUGUUGAAUGGAAGGGAGUUUAUUUGACUAAGCCAAUACAGAUUGCAAAUUAUUUUAAUGAUUAUUUUGUAAAUAAGGUUUCUAACUUUAGAGAGACAAUGAAAUCCACUGUUGAUUCCAACUUAAAUGAGCUAAUUGAAAGGUGUAUUAUGAAAGAUAAACUGUGUAGUUUUGAAUUUCAUCGGGUUAAUGUUGUGCAGGUGGAAAUGUUGCUGAGAUCUUUGACUGUUGAUGUCUGAUUGAUGGUGAGUGUCCAAAACUUUGGAAGGAGGGUAAGAUAAUUCCUUUACCCAAAGACACAAAAUCAACUUUCUGUGGUUCAAAUAGUAGGCCUAUAAGCAUUUUGCCUAUUCUAAGUAAAUUAUUGGAAAAGAUUGUAUUUAAGCAAGUGCAAGAUUAUUUUUCUAACAAUGAUUUGACUACGAUGUUUCAGCAUGCUUAUAGGUAUGGUCAUUCAACCUGCACUGCAAUGACACAAAUGUCGGAUAGCUGGCUAACAUCAAUUGAUAAUUCAAUGCUAGUGGGUACACUAUUACUGGACUUUAGUGCGGCUUUUGAUGUGAUCGACCACGAAAUUUUGAUUUCCAAACUUAUUAGUUAUGGUUUCACUUCCUCCGCAAUCAAGUGGUUUAAGAGCUAUUUGUCGGAGAGGUCGCAAAGAGUUUAUUUUAAUGGUGCAUUAUCGUGUAGCAAGUCUUUGGAUUGUGGUGUUCCUCAAGGAAGUUGCCUAGGACCUUUGCUAUUUGCAAUUUUUAUAAAUGAUAUGCCGUAUAUACUCAGUAAGGCUACAUUGACUAUGUUUGCUGACGAUACUACUCUUUAUUAUGCAGCUCCUACAUGUUUAGAGCUUAAUCAGGUUCUGUCUUGUGAGAUUAGCAAAUUGUAUAACUGGAUCAAAACAAAUAAACUUGUUCUAAAUAUUUCAAAAACUAUGAGUAUAAUAUUUGGUUCGAAAUAUAGAUUAUCUGAUUAUCCUAAACUUACUUUACAUGUAAAUGGUCAAAAUAUACAGCAAGUAAAAAAGGUAAAGCUUCUUGGACUUUGGCUUGAUUCCACACUGUCAUGGUCUGAUCACAUUAAUACAGUUGUGGCUAAAAUGGGUAGAGCUGUUGCAGUUGUGCGUAAAUGUGCACAGUUUCUAAAUUCACAGCUAUUUAGUCGUGUUGUGUGUACGUUGGUUUUGUGUCAUUUAGAUUACUGUUCUGUUGUAUGGUCUGCUGCAUCAAGUAGUCAUUUAAGAAAAUUACAAGUGGCUCAAAACAAGGCUGCAAGACUGGUUCUUGGUUGUUCUUCGAGAACCAAUGUUGCGGAGAUGCAUGAACGUCUUGCUUGGAUGUUGGUCAAGCAUAGACUAUCUGCUAAUAUGUUAGUAUACCUUCAUAGAAUUAUUACCAUUCGGACUCCUACAUUUUUUUAUGAUAAUAUAAUUUACUAUUCAGAUAUGCAUUUACAUUACACAAGAGGGGCGAAUAGUCGACAGAUCUCUUU